CGGGUCCUGCGUCGCUCCGGAAGCUGCGAGUUCCGGAAGUCUGGGGAGUCCAGGUUCGGCCAAGAAAAGCCGAGCUUCCCAGAUAAUGUUUCAGAAAAAGUUGCGUGGAGCGGGGGCGUUCCGCAGACUCCGAAGGAGGCAAGUGCAAGUCUGAUUUGGGGAAAGGCGAUGAAGCCAAGCGAAACUCCUAAAAGUAGUCUUAGGAUCGCACCGUUAGAAAGAGAAAAAGAAACACGAGCUAGGCUCGAGCUCCUUUGCAUUUCACGAGGUGUCGUUCUGGACACAAACUCCGAAAUCUCCUCCUCGAACUGGGCGCCGCUCCUGGCUGGUCUGAGGCAAGGAUUUCACAGAAGAACUUGCAGCAGAAAUCCCCACUGCCAUCGCUAAAGGCUGGCAACGCUUGAGGGAGCCACGGGAAAGGGGAAAAGGUGACAUCCCCCAGAAGGCGGUGGGCGUGUGUGGAGACCUUCCGGGAAGGCAUGGCUUCCAGAGAGGAGGGGACGAAGAGGACCAGCAGGGUGCUAAGAAUCAGUCAGUUGGAUGCGCUUGAACUCAACAAGGCCCUGGAGCAGCUCGUGUGGUCCCAGUUCACUCAGUGCUUUCACGGAUUCAAGCCCGGCCUGUUAGCCCGCUUCGAACCGGAGGUGAAAGCAUUCCUGUGGCUUUUCUUGUGGAGAUUCACCAUCUACUCCAAAAAUGCCACUGUGGGACAGUCGGUUUUGAAUAUUCAGUACAAAAACGAUUUUUCCCCGAACCCGAGAUAUCAGCCACCUAGUCGGAAUCAAAAGCUCUGGUAUGCUGUCUGUACGAUUGGUGGGAAGUGGCUGGAAGAACGAUGCUAUGACUUGUUUCGAAACCCUCAUUUAGCCUCAUUCAGGAAAGCCAAGCAGUGUGUGAAUUUUAUGGUUGGACUUUUGAAAUUAGGUGGGCUGAUGAAUUUCUUGAUUUUCCUUCAGAGGGGCAAGUUUGCAACUUUGACGGAACGUCUGCUAGGCAUUCGUUCUGUAUUUUGCAAGCCCCAAAACAUACGUGAAGUCGGCUUUGAGUAUAUGAAUAGGGAACUUCUGUGGCAUGGUUUUGCUGAGUUCCUGAUUUUUCUCUUACCGCUCAUCAAUAUCCAAAAGUUGAAGGCCAAGUUAUCUUCGUGGUGUAUCCCUCUCACUGGUGCUCCUAAUGGUGACAGUACGUUAGCCACCAGCGGCAGACAGUGUUCUCUGUGUGGAGAGUGGCCCACCAUGCCUCACACCAUAGGGUGUGAGCACAUCUUCUGUUACUACUGCGUGAAGAGUAGUUUCUUAUAUGACAUGUACUUCACGUGUCCUAAGUGUGGCACAGAGGUACACAGUCUACAGCCACUGAAGUCAGGAAUCGAGAUGUCAGAAGUGAAUGCUCUUUAGAAACUAAACUUGUUUCCUCUGAGGAAAACUGUAUUAUGUUUAUUAGUCAUCCCAAGUAUGCCGUUUAAGUGUCUCUCAGGAGGGCGUGUGCUUCUCAGCCACGGGCUUCUGUUCCUUUCCAGGCAUGACUAAAUUCUAAUCACUGGAAACCACAUGCUUCUAAAAAUAUUAUGUAAACAAUAAUGUUUUAUUUUUUUAAAAUAUCAUUGCCUUCACUUUGGAUUGUCAAGAAUAAUGGACAGUUCUUGUCAGAUGGCUACCAUGAGUGCUCCUUCAUUUUGCUACUUCCUGGAAAGAGGUUGGACUCUAAAAAUAAAAGAAUUUGGAGACUCUAGGGAGAGUGUGCAUUUAUUUUCAGAGAAGGCAUUCUAACUUUAUAGGCAGGUAACAUCAGAUAACAGCAUUAAGAUUUGCUGGCCCAGUUGUGGCUUUUCUCUGAAGCCAAUUUUUAAGGGGUUCGGUCAGCCUCAUUCUCAGGCAAAAUGAUGGCCUCCCGAAGCUCAAGACAUGUUCUACCAGCUUUCUGAUCUCACUAGAAUGAGAGCUUCUUGCCUGAUUUUUGCAGCAAAGUCCAGGAGCUGGCUGUCAUUGGUCUGCCUGGGAUUAUGUGAACAUUCCUGAACCAGCAUGGAAAAAUACUGCUUCCAGUUGCCUAAAUGUGGGUGACUCCCUUAUGUAUACCACAUGAACCUCAGGGAGGAGAGAAGGCCAUUCACCACAGGAAACUGAGCUACUGCUAUGGGAAUGUUGGAUGCUGAACGGGUAAAAACAGUAGAUCCCUACUCGAGUCUGCAUUUACCUUCUUCAUACCCAAAGUCUCCAUGCAGUCCUUCAUUUUACCAGUAAGCUCAUUUGGUAAGCGCAUUAAUAGGUAACUGAAUGGUUGUCUUAGAUUGCUAAUUGAAAUUUAAAAGAUUAAAUAAAUAAGGUCAAUGAGA
This is a messenger RNA of Equus quagga, 2335 nucleotides long. RefSeq names its product peroxisomal biogenesis factor 2 (gene PEX2). The transcript has 4 exons. The record is from RefSeq and is a predicted model, not a curated record. Bases 480 to 1397 code for a protein of 305 amino acids. Gene Ontology annotation, molecular function: zinc ion binding. Gene Ontology annotation, cellular component: peroxisomal membrane. Lineage: Eukaryota; Metazoa; Chordata; Mammalia; Perissodactyla; Equidae. Gene Ontology annotation, biological process: protein import into peroxisome matrix.